AUGGGAAGUGGUGGGGCAGUGAGCAGAGCCGGGUUCGUGCUGGCGGCGGCGGUACUCCUCGCCGCCUCGUGCUGCUGCAGCGCCGCCCGGGGGCCAUCCAAGCGUGGCAACCCCCCCACCUUCCCCGGGGACGGCGGCGGCGGCUUCCCUGGGGUGGGCUUCGGCAUCCCCGGUUGGGGAGGCGGCGGAGGGAACGGGUUUCCCCCGGGCUUCCCCGGCGGCGCCGCCGGCAGCGGGUGGGGGAACAUGGGCGGCGGAUGGGGAUCCGGAUACGGCGGCCCGGGCGGCGGUCACGCUAGAGGAGGCGUCGUGAGGCCCUCCGUCGUCUGCAAGGAGCGGGGGCGUUGCUACAAGAAGAAGCUCACCUGCCCAGCCAAGUGCUUCACCUCCUACAGCAGCUCGGGGAAGAACUACGGCAGCGGUGGCGGCGGCGGCGGCUGCACCCUGGACUGCAAGAAGUGCGUCGCCUACUGCUGA
Spirodela intermedia is the source of this 477-nucleotide messenger RNA. Lineage: Eukaryota; Viridiplantae; Streptophyta; Magnoliopsida; Alismatales; Araceae. The record is from the annotation of a GenBank genome assembly.